AUGUCACAAUAUCAGUUUGACUCCGAUUGGUCUACUCUUGAGGGGUGGAGGGACAGCAACGAUACCUUGCUCGAAGAAUCUCAGACUCGGCCCAAUGUCGUCGCUGAUCCGGCUCGCAUGUCCAUAUGCCAUGACAGAAGCUCGCAAGGAUUGGAUUCGUUGUUGUUCAGUUCUACUCCUCAAUCAUUCCCAGCAUCGAUGUAUGCUGGCUAUACCGUGCCCUCUGCUGUUUCCCAAGCUGACUCGGCGAAUUUGGGAUGCCUCGCCAUGGACACGCUUCCGACUUACACUUCCAACUUUGAGGGCCGGACAGCUGCCUUCUGGUCGGGCCAUGUCAAUUACCAUGCUCCAAUCCAGUCACCUCCAGUCUCUUCUGGCAUCGGCCCGCUUGUUCAAGGACCACAUGUUCCAUCAGCAGGUGUAAACGCGGCCUCCGAUGACCGAUACUUUGGCCGUCGACCCUCUGAUACGGUUAAUGCGGCCCAUGACCCAGCUGCCAUCAGAUGCCAAUGGAAGGGCUGCCCGUACGCUGGUGUCUUUUCUCGCAAAGCCGAGCUAGAGCGACAUGUCAAGACACAGCACAUCUUUCCCAAUCUUUCGAGUGUCCUACGGUGGACUGCGGAAGGCUGUUCAACCGAGAAGACAAUAUGA
Molecule: messenger RNA, 651 nt
Organism: Aspergillus thermomutatus
Lineage: Eukaryota; Fungi; Ascomycota; Eurotiomycetes; Eurotiales; Aspergillaceae
Exons: 2
Coding region: 1-651 (216 amino acids)
Source: RefSeq, a predicted model, not a curated record